UAUAAACAAAUUUUUGCCAUGGCAGAAAAAUCCAAAGGUCCCCUCUUCCCCAUCGAACCAGGUAAAAAGAAACCCGACUAUGGCACAAAUGACACCCUUACCUUGCUCGAACAAAUUCCCAGCCAAAUGGUCGAAAUGAAGCUGGACGAUGUUCUAACUGCCGUCAAAGAAGUUGACAAUUUAUGUGACUAUCAGCGUUGCAAAACUAAAACCAAUCUAAUGGGACAGAAUUGUGAUCAUUGCAAGAAAAGAUUCUGCUUCAAACAUGGUCUACCCGAAGUGCAUGGUUGUGGGGAAGCAGUAAAGCAGGAAGAACGAAAGAAUUUCCUAAAACCAAAGCCAUUGAAAACUGUUCGACAGGAACAGGAUUUGGCUAAAGCUAAAGUCAAGUUGAAUGCAAAGCUGAAGGAUAUGCAAGUUGGUCGAAUGCCCAAACCAAGUAGUGGUGGGAGUGGUGGAGCUGCAGCCAGUUCUGGAGGUGGGAAAAAGAAAAAAGCUAAAUAAUUCAUAGUUCUUCUAUCUCCCAAUAGAUGGUGCAAAAAUUCAAAACAAAAAAUUAUAAACUAUUGUGAAUGAAGCUGAAAUGUCAUUCUCCUCAGCUGUCAUCGCAGUUCUAAACUUCAAAAAAAUAAAUUUAGAAAAGUGAAAGUCACAAAGAAAAAUACAAAAAUAAACUUUUUCCAUUCGA
This is a messenger RNA of Episyrphus balteatus (marmalade hoverfly), 688 nucleotides long. RefSeq names its product DNA-binding protein SMUBP-2. Bases 19 to 504 code for a protein of 161 amino acids. NCBI's taxonomy places the organism in Eukaryota, Metazoa, Arthropoda, Insecta, Diptera, Syrphidae. The record is from RefSeq and is a predicted model, not a curated record. Gene Ontology annotation, molecular function: zinc ion binding. The transcript has 2 exons.